AUGAACAUAAAAAGAAAGCAAAGUACAAUAAAAACGCUUGACAAUAAGGACUGUAAUGAGGAAGUUAAUUCAAAUGUUGAUACAAAUGAAGCAACAGAAGAAUUAUUGGAUAAUCAAGUAAUUGAAUCUUCAUUAAAAUGUCAACAAACUAAUCUCGUUGAGUGUUGUCGCGCAUUAGUCAAUUCACUCUCUGGAAGUCAUCCACUUUUGGUUGGUGAAACACGAACAUUUUGCAAUGCUCUUAAAAGAAUUGCUCUUUUGAGUGAUGAACACUGGCUCUAUGUUCUAUCUCAAUUCGAUCAGCAAUUGAAUCGUCUUUUUAGAACUCUUGCUUCUCUACCAGCAGUAAUGCAAACACAACAACAUUUAAAGCAAAAACAAAAUAUUUGUUCUUAUUUAGAAAAGGUUCAUUUUUCUUUAAAUGCACUUUUCAAUAAAACUUGUCUUGAUUGUGAUGAGUUUACACAAAGUGAAAAUGAUCUUCAAUUUAUUGCUGAUUUUGCUGAACAAAUACGUGAAUCUUUGGAUAUUCUAAUUGAACAAAAUUCUAUUCUCUCUGAUUUAAAUAAAAGAGCAUUAAAGCGUGCUUCAUUGUGCCUCAAUGUUGCAAAAAUUUCUCCAAUUCUAAGCGAAAUGAACUCUACCGCUAUUCCUUUACCUGGGCAAGAACAUUGUCCAUUUAAUGAAAUUGUUACUUUACAAAAAAUGUCUCCUAUAGCUUAUGUCCUUCCGACGAAAACGCGUCCAAAGAAAAUUUCUUUUAUUGGAAAUGAUGGAAAAACUUACACAUUUCUCUUCAAAGGACAAGAAAAUUUAUAUAUUGAUGCUCGAUUGAUGCAAUUACUUCGGAUGUGCAAUACAAUCUUCGCUGAUCCAAAAAAUCAACGUCAAAUGGACACACGUCCUCCUUAUCAUACUGCAGCUACUUAUUCUGUUACACCACUAGGUGCACGAUGUGGAUUGAUUCAAUGGGUUGAAGGUUCUACACCACUUUUUCAGCUUUAUUGGAAAUGGCGUGUCCGACGAGCAAAAUUUUUGGCUGAACUAGAAGAAAAUAAACUAAAUAAACAACAAGGAAUUCCAAAUAAUGUACUAAAACGUGGCGGUCAAAUUGAUAUUUCUCAGAAACAAAAAAUUAAUUUAACGGACAAAUCAGCUAUUACAACUUCAACUGAACCAGAGCGACCAAUUGAGCAUUUCUUUAAUAAAUUGAGGGCUGUGUUUGCUGAAAAUGAUAUUGCUAAAGAACGUGUGGCAGAUCGACGUCGAUGGCCCCCUAAACUUGUGAUGCGUGUACUUCACGAAUUGAUUGAUGAAACACCAAGAGAUAUACUUGCAAAAGAGAUUUGGAUGCAUUCUUCUACUUCAGCUGCAUGGUGGGAACGAACUCAUAAUUUUGCGCGUACUACUGCUGUUGCUUCAAUGAUUGGAGCUUUAUUCGGCAAUUCUUUUAAAAUUAUUUUUACGCACAUUUUUAUUUUUAGGACUUGGUGA
Messenger RNA from Meloidogyne enterolobii, 1494 nucleotides. Lineage: Eukaryota; Metazoa; Nematoda; Chromadorea; Rhabditida; Meloidogynidae. The record is from the annotation of a GenBank genome assembly.